Molecule: messenger RNA, 775 nt
Organism: Durio zibethinus
Lineage: Eukaryota; Viridiplantae; Streptophyta; Magnoliopsida; Malvales; Malvaceae
Source: RefSeq, a predicted model, not a curated record
UUGCACUUAUCGCACAGACUCUCUCUCAAAGCCAACUGGCGAUUUUGAUUGAUUCACAUAAGAAAAGAACAAGAGGGAGAAAGGAUUGAGGAAAGGACAAAAGUAGUCUAGGAGAGGAUUUGAGUGUGAUUCAUUUCGUCUUAUCCGCUCUACCCUCUUUCUAUUCUCUUUAUACACACAACAGCUUCAAAAGUUUGCAUGUAUGUGAAAAUCCAAGUGAGAAAAAGAGAGUGUUCCUUUUCAUUGUUCAUAGCAAAUUCAUUUCCUUUUCUAUCUUUGUUACACACAAGGAGAGGGUUGUCAAGAAAACACGCAUUUUGUAGUUUGGUUGGAGAAAGAGUGUGAUAAUGAAUGUAUCAGCUUCACAAUGUGGUAGUGGUUGUGAGUCUGGUUGGACUCUUUACUUAGAUCAAUCCUCUUAUUCUCAAACUCGGUAUCAAAACUUUGGUGGGAACUUUGAUGAGGAUUAUGGAGGAAAAGGAGCUAGAUUCGUGGUUGAAGAUGAGGAGGAGGAUUUAUCCAUGGUGUCUGAUGCAUCUUCUGGCCCAAGACAUUAUUGCGAAGACUAUAAGGGAUGCCUAGAUGAAAAUGGAAGCUUCUGUUCUGCUCCUGUAGCCCCUGAACCAUCCAAGAAAAGCGACAAAAAUAAAAAGAAAAUAAAAAAACAUGGUAGCAAUCAACAGCAUUCUUAUCUUGAUGACACUGCCAGCUCCCCUGUAAUAAGCUUUUCCAAGGCAAGUUUCACAUCCUGACUACAAUUUUCUUACUGUAUACC